UGGAUGACCAUGGCGAGAUGCGAGUCGAUGCACAGAACUGGGCAGCAGCAGCGAUAGAGAGCAAAAGCGACGAAAAGGAGAUAUCAAGAGCUAUAAAGUCGAAGUUCGAGGUCAAGUACGGCCCAACAUGGCACUGUAUCGUUGGCACGGACUUCAAAGCUUUCGUCACGCACGAGAGCAAGCACUUCGUUUUCUUCUACCACGGGAAAAUGGCUUUCUGUCUGUACAAAGCCGGAUAGCCAUUGUCGGGGGAAACCAAAGUGAUCCGUGCGGUCACGGCCGGGGCAAGAGCUACAUUGCCGGGCGAGAGGGGCGGGAAGUUACUUGGGGGGGCUGCUUGCCUAAGCGCAAGGGUAUAAAUACGUCGCCCCUCCUUAGGACACCCGUGGUUUCGUCGCAACAUGUAUCCUUAUUCAGCCGGGGUAUAGUCCUUAAGACUCGUACCCCCCCCUAUGAUUGUACAUCCUGCGGAGCACCACCAUGCCUGUGUAAAAAAAACGUGUCUUCACCGAUGGCUGCACCGCUGUUACUCUUUUUGUAAAAGAAUAUUGGUGUGUUUGCGGCGUGUGUCCGGCCCAACCCUGGAUUUCGUUGCCGUGCUUCUUUGGCGGGUAGUACAAUAUGAUCCAUCCGGUCACAAUACAACGUCGAGAGCUUCCGACGUUUGGUUCAUUGCAGAGAUUUUCUGGCUUGGAAAGUUGUUUCAAGGCUUGCUUGAGCCUAUCCUGCUGUCUCUUUGAGUAGUCUCCAUUAUAUUCUUUCUUGGUUAUUGUUCUUGAAGCGGUAUGCGAAUCCCCACCCCUACAAUGCUUUCGUUCUGCAGCGAGAUGUAGAAGCAUUCGACGCAGGUCGUCGUCGGUGGGAGGGUACCGACGUGGACGAAAGCAGCCUGCGUGUUUGAAUA
This is a messenger RNA of Ectocarpus sp. CCAP 1310/34, 904 nucleotides long. Lineage: Eukaryota; Phaeophyceae; Ectocarpales; Ectocarpaceae. The record is from the annotation of a GenBank genome assembly.